This is a messenger RNA of Sitodiplosis mosellana (orange wheat blossom midge), 697 nucleotides long. Its product is annotated as heat shock protein 26-like. Gene Ontology annotation, biological process: response to heat; protein refolding. The record is from RefSeq and is a predicted model, not a curated record. NCBI's taxonomy places the organism in Eukaryota, Metazoa, Arthropoda, Insecta, Diptera, Cecidomyiidae. The transcript has a single exon. Gene Ontology annotation, molecular function: protein folding chaperone. Bases 137 to 649 code for a protein of 170 amino acids.
GAGCAUCAGUUGAAUACAAAGCAAAGCAUAGCAAAGCUAAAACCAAAACAAGCGAAAAGUGUUCUUAGAACGUUGACAACCAAAGCAAGCGAUUUCAAGUGCAUUUUGUGAACGAGAAAAAAAUAGUCGAGUAAAAAUGUCACUUUUGCCAUAUUUUGGUUCGGGUUAUCAUCCAAGAGAUUUGUUGGUUUCUCUUGAAAGUUUGUUGGCUCACUCGCUAUCAAGCACCGGCAAUUAUUUGCGAUCGCAAUCGUCGCAUUUGGACGAGCUAUUUGGACAGACGCAUAUUGGAAAGGACGGUUUCCAAGUCUGUCUCGACGUUCAACACUUCCAACCCAACGAGAUCUCGGUGAAAACGGAAGACGAUUCGAUUGUGGUGAACGCCAAGCACGAAGAGAAAAAAGACGAACACGGUUACAUUUCGCGAGAAUUUACUCGUCGGUAUGAACUACCAAAAGGAUUCAAGGUGGAAGACGUAACAUCAAGUCUCUCAUCUGAUGGCGUUCUCUCGAUUAAGUGUCCACACGCUGCAGCCAUUGAAGGAUCCAACGUGCGCCAGAUUCAAAUCCAACAAACCGGCCCGGCUAAACAAUGCAUCAAGAGCAACGAGGACAAAAAGGAUGAAAAAUCAGAAGCAAUUGAAAAAUAAAUGAAUUUCAUCUGAAAAAAUCCUGCAUUUCCAAAACAAACUCAAGUU